AUGGCUACCAAACCUACACUCUCAACCGAACAGGUAACGGCGGCAAUGGACGCAAUGCUGGCCAGCGCUAAAGCGGACGCCCCCAACGAACCGGUGGCCAUGGCAAUUGUGGACGCCGGCGGUGAACUGGUCGCGUAUUUGACCAUGGACAACCUGCGGAUUUUCAGCCGCCGCCACGCGGUCCGCAAGGCCUACACCGCCGCUGUGAUGGGCCAGGAUUCCGGAGCUCAUGCGGCGCGCCUGGCCGAACAGGGCCGUGGCAUCGCCGACCUGGGCGACCCCCGGUUCACCCACGGUCAGGGUGGUUUGGUCAUCAUGCAGGACGGCGUGAUUCUGGGCGGCAUCGGCGUCGGCGGCUACCCCAGCGGCCAGCGCGAUGAGGACCUGUCCCGCGUGGGUCUGAACGCCAUGAAUGCGUAA
Messenger RNA from Geodia barretti, 420 nucleotides. The record is from the annotation of a GenBank genome assembly. NCBI's taxonomy places the organism in Eukaryota, Metazoa, Porifera, Demospongiae, Tetractinellida, Geodiidae.